Molecule: messenger RNA, 3308 nt
Organism: Rosa rugosa (rugosa rose)
Lineage: Eukaryota; Viridiplantae; Streptophyta; Magnoliopsida; Rosales; Rosaceae
Product: LL-diaminopimelate aminotransferase, chloroplastic-like
Exons: 15
Coding region: 1-1410 (469 amino acids)
Cellular component (GO): chloroplast
Molecular function (GO): pyridoxal phosphate binding; L,L-diaminopimelate:2-oxoglutarate transaminase activity
Source: RefSeq, a predicted model, not a curated record
AUGCCCAACCACGCCACCAAAUUCCCUCAGAAAUGUUUCAAAAAUUACAAAAUUUCAUACACAACCGAAACAGCAAGUCCUUUUCUAAAACAAAAAGGGGUGCUGAACAUUUAUUUAUCACUGUUUUACAGAGGUCAGAGCGUCGCCGUUCCCGCCAAAACCAUCGGCGGCGUCUUUAAAUGCGUCGCCACUCCUGAAAAGACAGAGUUCAAGACUCAGGUGAGUGGCAAUGCGAACAUGGGGAAGCUUCAAGCUGGUUAUCUUUUUCCAGAGAUUGCUAGGAGGAGGAAUGCGCACUUGGAGAAGUACCCUGAUGCGAAAAUAAUUCCCCUUGGAAUUGGUGACACUACCGAGCCCAUUCCAGAAUAUAAAACCUCUGCAAUGGCAACGAGAGCACUUGCCAUGUCCACCCUAGAGGGUUACAGUGGUUAUGGACCUGAACAAGGUGAAAAGCCACUGAGAACUGCAAUUGCUAGAACGUUUUAUGAUAACCUUGGCAUAGAGGAAGAUGAUAUAUUUGUUUCUGAUGGUGCAAAAUGUGACAUAUCCCGCCUUCAGGUUCUUUUUGGGGAGGAUAAAACAAUAGCAGUGCAAGAUCCAUCAUAUCCGGCUUAUGUAGACUCGAGUGUUAUUAUGGGCCAGACAGGACAGUACCAGAAAUCUGUUGAGAAGUUCGCAAACAUUGAGUACAUGAGGUGUACUCCCGAUAAUGGAUUUUUUCCUGAUCUGUCCUCUACUAAUCGAACAGAUAUCAUAUUUUUCUGUUCACCAAACAAUCCUACUGGUUCUGCUGCAACAAGGGAGCAACUGACACAACUUGUAAAGUUUGCCAAGGAUAAUGGCUCAAUCAUAGUCUAUGAUUCUGCAUAUGCCAUGUAUAUGUCGGAUGAUAAUCCACGCUCCAUCUUUGAAAUCCCUGGAGCUAAAGAUGUUGCAAUUGAGACAUCAUCAUUUAGCAAGUAUGCUGGAUUCACUGGAGUUCGUUUGGGGUGGACUGUGGUUCCAAAGCAGUUGCACUAUUCGGAUGGUUUUCAAGUCGCCAAGGACUUCAACCGCAUUGUUUGUACUUGCUUCAAUGGUGCAUCCACUAUUGCCCAAGCUGGUGGUCUGGCUUGUCUUGAACCAGAGGGUCUUAAGGCUAUGCACGGGGUGAUAAAUUUCUACAAAGAAAAUACUAAUAUCAUAAUGGAGACAUUUAACUCCCUUGGCUUCAAUGUAUAUGGAGGGACGAAUGCUCCAUACGUGUGGGUCCACUUCCCCGGACAAAGCUCAUGGGAUGUGUUUGCUGAGAUUCUUGAGAAGACUCAUGUGGUUACCACACCUGGAAGUGGCUUUGGACCUGGUGGUGAAGGUUUCAUCAGGAUUGGUGCCUUUGGUCACAGGGAAAAUUAUACAUAUAUUGAAAGGUGAGUUUACUGUUACUACUGUUCAUCAAAGGGUGGAAAAGGCGAUUUUGCCCUUACUGUUCGUGGAGAAUAUCAAGCUGGUCUUCUAUAAACCGUGAAUAAAGAAAACGCCCUGAUUUGGUAGUGGAUUCCGGAACCUUCGCAAAAACAAAAAAAAGAAUCACCGACUGAAAGAGAGUGAGAGAGAGAGAGAGAGAGAGAGAGAGAGUUCUGCUGUGGUUCUUCGUCUCGCUUAGAUUGAUAGUGAGGGAGGUUGUUGAUCGGCAUAGACAGGUCUCAAUUUUCGUUUGUUUCCAGCUUGGAGGCAUAAAAGAUUGUAUCGGAAUUGCAAAACUCUGAUUUUUGGUGUGGGUGGAGGCUUUUAAGUAGAAUUGGAGCAGAAUUGGAGUCACGGGAAGAGUAACAUUUGGGUCUAGGUUUUGAUCAGGUAGCAACUAUACUUAUCUAAUUGGGUGUGAUUUUUUUUUUUCCUUCUCUUCUUCCAGAACUGGACAAUAACUUUAUAGGAUUGUGGUGCUCUUUUGUAACAAUAUCUCUCUAUUUGAAGCUAUGAUGAAAUUCAGCUUUGUUUUUUAUUCUCUGCCACUGUAUUUCAGUUAUAUUGAGCUAUUGGAUUUUGUGUUUUAUCGUUGUUGUGAUUGUCGGAGGUUUGGUUAGAAGCUGAGUUUUUUUCGUGCAGUCUGAGUUACUGUUGUAAUUUUGCCCUAUAUUUGUUGUGAUCCAUUCGAGUUACUGUUCAUUCAUGGGGAAAAAGACGAUUUUGCCUCAUUUGACAUUUUUUUACGGCUCUGCCACUGCCUCUUUUUUCUUCUCUCUUCCUCCCUUCUGCCUCCCAGACCGAGUUUUUUCCUCUCUCUUCCCCCCUCUGCCUCCUAAACCGAACAGCAGCAGCUGCGUGAGGUAAUGAAUUCCUUGCUACGUUUUGGUUGUUUUUGCUUCUCCACUUCGUUGUUUGGUUAGCUUGGUUUAAUAUAGCUUGAGAAAUUUGAUUUGGGUUUGUGAAAGAAUAAAGAUUGAUUCUUUUCUUAUGUAAAUUGAGGGAAUUGAUGGGAAUUUGAAGAAAUGGAUUUUAAAGUUUGCUAGAGCACAGAGCAGAUCUCAGCCAUCACUAUUCACUAAUUAGGUAGCUGUGAAAGGAUUUGCAUAAGAACUUUCAAGCAGGAUUGAGCUCCCAUCUCCUUUAAUCCGGGUUGGAAAGUGAUUGGAACAGCAAGUAGUGCUUAAAAGAAGAGACUUGCAGAAAAUUCAGUUUGUCUUCAAGUUAGAUUUUAUGCGCAAGGGUAUCUGAUUGAUUGCAGAUAGAGGUUUUACUCUUCUUUUUUGUGUUGGAAGAUAGUCUAGCACACCCAUUUCGAUCAGCUUCUUACUUCUCAAUUUGAGAGAGAAACAUUGCGGGGUAGAGAGAGAGAGAGCGAGAAGGAAGAGACUUGCAGAAAGUAGAAGCUCACUCAUUCUCCUUUUUACACAUUGCGAUUCACGGCUUCACUUUUUCUUCUCUUUAUUUGUUUAAUGGGAUUUAGAUUUGUUUCCGAACUUAGGGAGAUAUAUUUUAAUGCCUGCAUCCAUGUAUUAAAGUAGUUGUAGCAGUUACGUGGCAGUUAGGACUACUUUAUAAUGGGAUUUAAUUUUAUGUCCUGUUCUUUUCAUAUUCCUAAACAUUUUUAUUUUUUAUUUUUUGACUUCUCUUUCUUCUUUGGCUUUUGUUUCUGAUUAGAUUCAGUUUGUCUUCAAGUUAGAUUUUAUGCACAAGGGUGUGCACGUGAUUCUCCUGCCGCUGUUCCUUUGCGUAUUGUUUGGGAUUAUUUCAGUAUUGUAUUCUUCUUCAGAUAGAGGUUUUUCUCUUCUUCUUUUCUGUGUUGGAAGUGUAGUGCCUGCCUGCCUUUGUCUUUCUCCGUCUGGAAG